AUGACAGACAAAUCUCUAAAACUGGCACAUGGUGUAGUGAAGAAUGUCUUGGUCAAGGUUGAAGAUCUUUUCCUACAUGCAGACUUUGUAGUCCUUGAUAUGGGAGAGGAUAAGAAUAGCUCCAUCAUCCUAGGAAGGCCGUUCCUAGCCACUGAGAGAGCUCUGGUUGAUGUGGAGCAAGGUGAAUUGGUUCUGAGGAUGCAUGAGGACUACUUGGUAUUCAAGGAUUUUAGACCCUCCCAUCAGUCUGAUGAUGGAGGCACUGGUAUGAAGAGUGAACUCACCAAUUCGAGCCUACAAGGACCUUUGACUGAGGUAGAGCAAAGUUCGUAG
Arachis duranensis is the source of this 333-nucleotide messenger RNA. RefSeq lists its product as uncharacterized. The coding region runs from base 1 to 333 and encodes 110 amino acids. The transcript has a single exon. The record is from RefSeq and is a predicted model, not a curated record. Lineage: Eukaryota; Viridiplantae; Streptophyta; Magnoliopsida; Fabales; Fabaceae.